CCUUGCCGCAGCAGACACAACCCGUAAUACAUUCUGAACAUCCCCUCCGUUUCUUCUAUCUCUCGCUUUCCACGUCCUUUGAGAGCUGUCUGGACAGCAGACUGUCGCGCCAUCACACCAGGCGCCAAACUUCCUAAACUGGGACCAGUUUCACCAUUCGCCGCAUACACGACCCGUCUUCACCGCGACCUCCUUGAGACCUGACUCUUCAACCUCAAUAAUAGAAUCCAUAAUAUCCUCCCAGCGAGUCCUCUACUCACACCGCCGCCUUAAUGCGUAGCCUCAUUCGGGCCCUCGCCGCCCUCCCCAUCUCCACCUCCCUCACGACCCUCCUACUACUCACCUCACUUCCCCUCUCGACCGCCGCGGACCUCGUAAUCGAUGUCACGAAACCCGCAACUUGUACACGGAAAUCUCAGGCCGGUGACAAGAUCGCCGUAAAUUACCGCGGAACCCUCACCGAUGGUACCCCGUUCGACAACUCCUACGAUCGCGGUUCACCGUUUACGUUUACGCUGGGGGCUGGGCAGGUGAUCAAAGGGUGGGAUCAGGGAUUGCUGGACAUGUGUAUUGGGGAGGGGAGGAAGUUAACAAUUCCGCCGGAGCUGGGGUACGGGCAUAGUGGUGCGGGGGGUGUUAUUGGGCCGGAUGCUGUAUUGGUUUUCGAAACAGAGCUUAUGGGAAUCAAAGGUGUGAAGGCUGAGACCCCAUCGCCUUCUUCAGCAGCUUCUGGGACAGCGACGGAAGCCGUACCUGAACCGACAUCUACUGGCUCUGAAAAGGGCCCUAAAGACGACGAGGGCGACGAUGAUAAUGGCGAAUGCCAUCUCCUGGGUCCCUUUGCGCUGAUUAUCCAAGGCGCGCUGGGCUUGCUCGCUAUCUCGGUCCUUGUGUAUAAAAGAUGGCGCGAGACGCCCCGCCGCCCGCUGAAGAUCUGGUUCUUCGAUGCAUCGAAGCAAGUCUUUGGCUCAGUAUUGCUACAUAUUGCGAACCUGUUCAUGUCGAUGCUUUCGUCGGGGAGCUUUGAUGUUGCGGCGGCAGCGAAGAACGCUGUGCAGGAUGAUGGAGGAAAGAAGCCUAAUCCGUGCUCGUUCUAUUUGUUGAACAUCGCAGUUGAUACCACCCUCGGCAUCCCCAUCCUGGUCAUACUCCUCCGCAUUCUCCACAUCGCCUUCUCCUACACCCCCCUCGCCAAACCCCCAUCGUCCCUCCGCUCCGGCAACUACGGCAACCCACCCCGCGCAACAUGGUGGCUCAAGCAAUCCUUCAUCUACUUUUUCGGCCUCCUCGGCAUGAAACUCUGCGUUUUCGUCCUCUUCCUGCUCCUCCCCUGGAUCGCGUGGGUCGGCGACUGGGCACUGCGUUGGACCGAAGGAAACAAGCGCCUUCAAGUAGCAUUCGUGAUGCUCGUGUUCCCUCUGAUUAUGAAUGCGAUGCAGUACUGGAUUAUCGACGGCUUCAUUAAAGAUGAUAAGCGGAAUACGGCUGCGGAAAACGAGGCUGAGGAAGGGGAGGGUCAUGCGGAGAUUGUCAGGAGAGGAAGCGAGGACGACGCGUUUACGAUUGAGGACGACUCUGAGGACGAGAGCGAUGAGGAGGCUGGGUUGGUGAAGAAGAGCAACGCGGCGUCGUUGAAAGAGGCGAAUCCGACGGCUGUGCCUAUUAGGAAGGAGUACGAUCCCGAGCGUGAUGGGGUGGGGAGCUCGGGGAGUGAUCGGAGUGCAUUAACGGGAGAGGCGGCGAGGAAGGAGGUUGGUAAAUAGGACGUCUGCCAUCGGGGUCUGGUUGUAAAGGCGUUUCUAAGUCCUACAUAAUGGAUGGGUGUUUGGGUUGGGCUGGACUGGACUGGCGCUUUUGCGCAUAUCUAUCGAGGCUACUGAUAGACGUAUAUAUGGUUGUCUGGGCUGUAUGAUAGCGGUGUGAGGUUAUGGGUAUCGAUUGUUACUACUUGCAAUUUCGCGUAUAGACCUCUUCAUAUACCCACGAACCAACUCUCGUU
Mytilinidion resinicola is the source of this 1999-nucleotide messenger RNA. RefSeq lists its product as uncharacterized. The record is from RefSeq and is a predicted model, not a curated record. The transcript is spliced from 3 exons. NCBI's taxonomy places the organism in Eukaryota, Fungi, Ascomycota, Dothideomycetes, Mytilinidiales, Mytilinidiaceae. Gene Ontology annotation, cellular component: membrane. Gene Ontology annotation, molecular function: peptidyl-prolyl cis-trans isomerase activity. The coding region runs from base 273 to 1763 and encodes 496 amino acids.